UGUAAACAUAAUAAUUAAUGAGUAUUUGCCAGUGCAACCAAAAAUACUUCUGUUUAAGAUGGAUUAUCUGAAAACAAGUCAUAGGCCUGGUUUCACAGACAGGGCUUAUACUAUGCCAGGAUUAGGCCAAUUAGGACAUUUAAGUCAUUUUUAUACACAUGCCAUACAAAAAACAUUACAGGUGUCCCUCUUGAGACAAAGCAAAGGCAUUGAUAUAUUUUAAGAUCAAUCAGUGCAAGUUUAUUUCAGUUGAAACAGCUCAGACUUGCAUUUUAGUCCGGGACUAGGUUUAACCCUGGUCUGUUGUCUUUGAUUUUUAAGUAAAUUUAUGUUAAUCUCAAUGCAUGGGUCAUUCAUAUGUUUAUAACAACUAUUCAAGCAGAGCAAUAUACAUAAUCGCACUGUGUGAUUGUAUAAAAAUAAUAUUCACUGUACUUGGACAAACGUGGAUCCUGGAUAUCAUACUUCAACCAGAUCCUCACAAAGGUAAGUUGCAAAGUGGACCGCGUACAUCUCGUAUCUGUCUGAGGACAGCGCGCAAUCCAACGGGAGGCGCGAGAGCGCAACAGAUGAUGUGCGCGCACGACGGGAACGCGCUAUUCUGUUGGAAAGUCGUGGAACAGAAACUCUGCGCUCAGUCUCAGUGCGAGGACUUGGAGUUCCCCUCAAGAAGGAGUCAUUUCACGUCAUGUCUUUCUGGUAUUGCUCUGGACGCUUCAAAGAUGCGCGCACUCCUCAGGCGUUUGGAGACUCCAACUGGAUGCUUAUUCCGCCGCGCGCUGAAGUUAACGCGACCCUAAAGGGAUGAAAACUCUGCUGUCAUCAUCGUCAGCGGGAAAGGGUUCACAUGAUGACUUCAGACCUGUUGCUGGUUCUCCAAAAGUCCUCGAUCUGACAAUGGUUAACUGCUUCAAUUCCUCUAGCUCCAACAGCACGACCGUCAGCUCGGAUGGGGCUCCGUUCCCCGGGUACACGAUGGUCAUUCUGGCGAUCCUCAUGAUAACUCUGGUGGUCGUGGUGGUGGUCGGGAACGCGUUGGUUAUUCUCGCGUUCGUCGUGGACAAGAGCCUCAGAAAUCAAUGCAAUUACUUCUUCCUUAAUCUGGCUAUAUCGGACUUCCUUGUUGGGGCUUUUUGCAUCCCAGUCUAUAUGCCCUAUAUCUUGACGGGCAGGUGGAUGCUGGGUCGAGGACUGUGUAAGCUGUGGCUUGUGAUGGACUACUUGUUGUGCACGGCUUCCGUCUUCAAUAUCGUCUUAAUCAGCUACGAUCGCUUCCUGUCCGUUACCCGAGCUGUGAGGUACCGGGCCCAGCAGGGUGUCACUCGUCUGGCAGUGGUCAAGAUGUUGGCGGUGUGGGUUUUGGCAUUCCUCCUCUACGGACCAGCCAUCAUCUUCUGGGAACUAAUGGUGGGAGAAAGCAUCGUUCCGGAGGACGAAUGUUUCGCCGAGUUCUACUGCACCUGGUACUUCCUGCUCUCCGCGUCUACCUUCGAGUUCUUCUCUCCGUUCAUCUCCGUGGCCUUCUUCAACUUCAGCAUCUAUCUCAACAUCCAGCGGCGGAACCGGAGUCGCAUGGCGCACGUGGAGGCCGAAAAGGAGGACGGCUGGAGGGUCAUCGACGGACAGGCCUCGUCCGUUUUCUUCGUCAAAACGCGCAAGGUGUCCUCAAGCGAGCCGGCGGCCGUUUCGGCUGCGAUCGAAGACGAGGAGGAGGUUUCGCCGUCGUCCAGCGGCGAUCCCAGCAGCACCCACUCCGUGUCUUUGACAAUGAAGACGACCAUUAAAAAGCGAGGGUUGCUCAGCGGUUGGGUAAGGACGCGCAUAAUACGAGCACAGGAGGUAUCGAAUCCAUGCGCCCCGUGCAGAAGCGGAGGACACGCGCGUCUCUCCAGAGAUAAGAAGAUUGCCAAGUCCUUGGCAGUCAUAGUGUGCGUUUUUGGGGUGUGUUGGGCACCGUACACUCUCCUUAUGAUCAUACGGGCGGCCUGCAGCGGUAGCUGUGUGGAACAUCAUUGGUACGAAGUCACUUUUUGGCUCCUUUGGCUCAACUCGGCCAUCAACCCUUUCCUCUACCCGCUUUGCCACAGCAGCUUUCGCCGGGCCUUCGCCAAGAUUUUGUGCCCCAAGCGACAGUCUGUUCGACCACAUGAGGAAAGCCCAUCCUGCCAGUGACAAUCUGACAGCAACAGAAGGGAUUUAACACUUUCACACUGAAUAUUGAAGGAUGAAAUAAAAGCACCAAGGCAAGAAAGCCAAUCAUUUCCGCCCAAGCAAAUUCCACAAAGGAAAUCCAUGUCAUUACUUGAUGGAGUAGCAUGUUUUGUUCUUCUUUGAUGAAUAAGAGUCUUUGACCUUUUAUUGAUGGAUAUAAACAGUGCAACUAACAGUGCUGUUGUUAUUUGUCUAUCUCUUGUCUUGCAGUAACAUAGGAGCGGAGUUGUUUCACUCUUGUUAGCUAAUGUAAGUUGCAUGUUCUGGGACAUCUGUGGUGAAAAAGUGAUGCAGCUUGUGUUCAGAACAUAUUCAGCUGACAGUUUUGCCCAUAUCAACAUUAUUUAUUGACUGUUGUAUAUUCCACUUCAUUGACUCAGCGAAGAAGAAGUGAUCUAUGUGAGAAGGUUUUACAACUCAAAUGAGAAAAGACAAAUAUAAGGUGUGUUCUACCACUAAAUACAUUAGCUUCACAGUCAGACUCUGAAAUCUGUAUCACCUGCUAUGGACAAGACUGAAACUAAUAAUGUUUUUGAAUGCCAGUUUUGUGGAAUUUAUGUGAAAUGUGAAUUACGUUAUUGAUAUAUCAGUUUACAAUAAUGAAAUGAAUGAAUACAUUUUAAAGGAAUAAUGCACUUCUUUCAUUUUAAGAUAUUUGCGGAUUGUCCAUAGUAUUUUUUUUUCCUCAAGUCUUUAUUUCUCAUCAUUUUUAUAAGCUGAAAAUCUUGAAAAUGUCAAUCAAUUCUUAUAUGAAAGAAUUGGAAUGUAGCAACUGUGUCAUGUGGAUAAUGUUUAUGGUGCUUUUUUUUUUUUUUUUGGUCAUUUAUAAUGAUCAGCCCUGAUCCUUUUUUUUUUAAAGCCCUCUCUGGACUUUCAACAACGUCUUUGUGUUUCACGGAGGAAAUAGCCACAAAUAGACAUGACACAAUUUUAAUUUUGGGGCAUCUC
This is a messenger RNA of Onychostoma macrolepis, 3159 nucleotides long. RefSeq names its product histamine H3 receptor. The record is from RefSeq and is a predicted model, not a curated record. Gene Ontology annotation, molecular function: histamine receptor activity. The transcript is spliced from 3 exons. NCBI's taxonomy places the organism in Eukaryota, Metazoa, Chordata, Actinopteri, Cypriniformes, Cyprinidae. The coding region runs from base 805 to 2172 and encodes 455 amino acids. Gene Ontology annotation, biological process: adenylate cyclase-activating adrenergic receptor signaling pathway. Gene Ontology annotation, cellular component: membrane.